Messenger RNA from Notechis scutatus (mainland tiger snake), 4059 nucleotides. RefSeq names its product solute carrier family 37 member 2 (gene SLC37A2). The record is from RefSeq and is a predicted model, not a curated record. Gene Ontology annotation, molecular function: glucose 6-phosphate:phosphate antiporter activity. Gene Ontology annotation, biological process: glucose-6-phosphate transport; phosphate ion transmembrane transport. Gene Ontology annotation, cellular component: endoplasmic reticulum membrane. Lineage: Eukaryota; Metazoa; Chordata; Lepidosauria; Squamata; Elapidae.
CGGGGAAGCGGCCUUGAAUCACCGGCGGGUGCCCGUCGGCUGGCCUCCAGCAGGGCAUUUAAAUGCCAGCCGGGAUUCAGCCCGAAACAGCGCCAGCCGCCGCAGCAAAAGAGCCGGCCCGACCGCGCCCCUCCCGCUCCGAGAGGAACCCGCCCGGUCGCGUCCCGCACCGCCAGCCAGCCAGCCAACCAAGCGAGCACCCGGCCGGCCGGCAACUCUUGCUUCGCCUCCUCCGCCUCUCCCGGCUUUCGCACAGCAGCCAUGCGGGCCAUCCCUGCGCCGGGCAUCCGCUUCCUUCGCUCCUUCUCCAGGGACAGCUGGUACCGGGGAUUAAUUCUGGUGCUAACGUUCCUGUGCUACACUGCUUUUCAUCUCUCACGGAAACCCAUUAGCAUUGUAAAGAGCGAACUGCAUUAUAACUGUUCUUCACUGGGAUUCAGGCCAAACAAUGCGUCCAACAGCACCACGUGGUGUGAUUGGAAGCCCUUUGAUCAGGAUAACUACAAGGAACUGUUUGGAGCCCUGGACAACGCUUUCUUGGUUGCUUAUGCAAUUGGGAUGUAUAUCAGUGGGAUUUUCGGUGAGCGUCUUCCUCUGCGCUACUACCUUUCUGGAGGCAUGUUGCUGAGUGGUUUAUUUACUGCCUUAUUUGGAUUGGGCUACUUCUGGAACAUCCAUCAGUUAUGGUACUUUGUGUUUGUACAGAUCCUGAAUGGCUUGGCUCAGACGACCGGCUGGCCAUCAGUGGUGACGUGUGUCGGUAACUGGUUUGGAAAGGGGAAGCGAGGUUUAAUCAUGGGCAUCUGGAAUUCACACACAUCUGUUGGGAACAUCUUGGGGUCCUUGAUUGCUGGCAUCUGGGUCUCCAAGGCAUGGGGACUGUCCUUCAUUGUACCUGGAAUCAUUAUAGCCUUCAUGGGUGUUCUCUGCUUCCUGUUCCUCAUUGAAUAUCCAGAAGAUGUUGACUGCAGCCCUCCUCUUCACCAUGAGACCAGUUCUGAUGAGAAAGGUCUGGAGGCAGGACACUCCAUCAGUGACAGGAGCCUGAAUGUUUCUACCAACAGCCAAGAAAACAUCAUUGACAUGGCGGAACAUGCCAAAGACUCUGGGGAGGACCGAGAAGCCAUCAAUUUCAUUGAUGCCCUCAAGAUACCUGGAGUGAUUGAAUUUUCCUUCUGCCUCUUGUUUGCCAAACUCGUCAGCUAUACCUUUCUUUAUUGGUUGCCUCUCUACAUCGUGAAUGUUGCUCGCUUAAGUGCAAAAGAAGCUGGAGAUAUGUCAACUCUGUUUGAUGUUGGUGGCAUUAUUGGGGGCAUUGUGGCUGGUCUCAUCUCAGACUAUACUGGUGGCAGGGCCACCACUUGCUGCGCAAUGCUUAUCCUGGCAGCUCCCAUGCUCUUUUUGUACAACUAUGUUGGCCAAAAUGGACUAGGUACAUCCAUAGCCAUGCUCAUUAUCUGUGGUGGCCUUGUCAAUGGACCCUAUGCUCUCAUUACAACUGCUGUGUCAGCUGAUUUGGGUACUCAUGAAAGCCUCCAGGGAAAUGCGAAAGCUCUUUCCACAGUCACAGCCAUCAUUGAUGGAACAGGAUCUGUAGGGGCUGCUCUUGGACCUUUGCUAGCAGGUCUGAUCUCCAGCUCUGGCUGGGACAAUGUCUUCUAUAUGUUGAUUUCAGCUGAUAUUUUGGCAUGUCUGCUCCUUUCACGAGUAGUAUUCAAAGAAAUUCGAGAAUGGUGUGGCUGCUAUACAAGAAAAAGAGGGUCAAUCACCAUUUUUUGAACAGUUAUGCUCUGGGGCCAUAAAUCCCGCUUUAAAGAAUUCUGAUGUGGUCUGCCUGGCCAUUGGAGUCCAUUGAGGCAAGAAGAAAACAGCAUUGCCAAGAAGGUUGGUUUGUUGCCCCACCCACAUAGCUCAUGUGGGAUGAAUUAAUGAUGCUCUCAUGUGCUCCAGAGACAAAACUCUCCUACAAAAAAGCUAGCCUGGUCAAUCACUGGCUUCACCUUCAGUUUUUUAAAAUGAUUGGCGAUGGAAAGCAGGGAGAAAAUACAACAAGAGAAAAAGAAUGGGCAUAUUUGGGAUCCAGGUGGAGUCCCCAGACCUUGGUUUUUCUAUCAGUUGCCAGAUGCAUUCCAAUUUUUUAUAAUAUUAAAAACAGAGGAGCAAUCCAGGAUUCAUUUCUCUACCUGGAGGAAGAAAAAGCUUCAGUUUUAAUUGCUGCUUCUUCCACAGUCCUAUUUUUCAUUUCUGGAGAUGUUUUUAUUUUAUGCAAAACCACUGCCAAGUGUUUAAUUUGAAUUACAAGGACAACCCAGGGAAAAGAGGUUUCCUCUUAAGCCAAACACUUUUUUUAUACUAAAAAUUGUGUGUUAAUGACAGCUAUUUCUACUACAAGGACACGAAGCUCAAUGUGAAAUAAUACCACGAGCAGAGGCCAUCACAGGGUGGCCUCAGAAUGGCGCUAAUAAACUGUCCUUAAACUCAGAAAGUGAAACUUGUGUUGUAGGGGUGAAUAACAUUUGGGAGGGAAAGGCUGGUGAGUUUCAGAAAGUGAGACACGGGAAGCAUUUUUUUUUGAACCUGCACAUUUAAAGGAUAUCUCGGAAGAAGGAAACAACAAGCCACUUCCACAACUCUGUCAGAAGACCAAAUAAUCCCAUUGUCUAUUCCUACUUUAUGUCUCCUACAAUACUUGAAAUAUCUUCAACUGGAAAGCCAAUGGGAGGCUAAUGCAAUGAUUUUUUCUUAUUGAAUGGAGGCUCCUUUAGAAGAAAUGUUCAAUAUUCUAACCUCCCUUGCUUGCAACUGGUCAGUCGCAAUUGGUCAAGUGUGAUCAAAAAUUCUUGGACCAACUGGAUUUAAUUUGGAUGGAAAGGAAUGACCCAUCUUCAUUGAGCCAGACUUGAGACUUUGUGCAUCUAAUCUCUUUUUCCAUAUCCCACACCAAUAUAAGAGAGCUGCUGCUCUUGACGGAGGCAACAUGGCCAACAUGUAUUUUGCUGUAAGCUCUGUUUAUUUCCAAUUGUCUCAGGGCAAAUAAUUAUAGUGGAAAGUAUUCACAUUGGAUGUUUGGAAGAAUAGUCAGGUCAGCAGAAUGGGGAUUUCAUUCUAAUCUGGAAAAUACCACAUUCCUCUGGGGUUGUGUUUGAGUUUGUUGAAGGUGGCCUCCAGGGUAAAACGCCUGUCUUCUGAUCAUCCAUUGCGCAGAGAUUCCUUAAGAGUGAAGAUGUGAUGGAAUGCAAGGUUUAGGUCUAUGUGGAGCUCCCAUUCUGCUUUUGUUAAACCUUGUCAUCUAAUGUUAUGGAAAAGAGUUUUUCUUCCCCGGAGAAGAAAAUGCUAGUCAAAUUCUCCUAGGAAAUGAAUACAGGGUGCUUUCAUUUAACUCAGUUAUCAAUUGGCCGGGGAUGUGUUUUGUCUUUCAAUAAGUACAGUCAUUGUAUUUUCAGUGGACUUUGAGUGGUUUAGGGAACCACUUAAAGAAAGACAUACAAUAGAAACGGCAGUCCAGUUUCUAUUGCAUUUCUUUCAAGUGGUCCCCUCCAGCUCUCUAAUUAGUCUCAAAUCACAGUGGAAGGCCUCAUGAGGGGAAUUUCAUAUUAGGAUUUUUUUCCAGAUUAGAGAGUGAAGUCAACCAAGGAAGCUGCAGAAGGAUCAAAAGGACAGUGUUUGGUGAAGUUCAGAAGAGAAUAAGUUCAACAAUGCCAAGUCAAAUUGGAAAGUUUUUCAGCCAAAUAAUAAAUAUCAUGAACUCUACUAGCAAAGUUUAUGUCAUAACAACACUGAUAGGCUUUAGAUCAGAGGUAUCCAAACUUUAGCAGCUUUAAGAUCUGUUAACUUCAAAUCCCAGAAUCCCCUAGCCUGCUAUGGAAGAAUUCUGGGAAUUGAAGUGCACAAGUCUUAAAAGUUGCCAAGGUUGGACACCCCUGCUUUAGAUUAAUACGAAGCUCUGGAUAGUUUGUGUAAUGUUUACCAUUUUGUAUGUAGAAGAACUUGCUGGUGAUGAAAUCUUGUGAUGUACUUAGUUCCAUUCGUGUAACAAGUAAAGACUCACCAUGAAUUUUA